AGAGUGCAUGUGUAUCCCAGCAGCGUGUCGCUUACCUGCGCGUCCUCCCUCCCCUCGAGCGAACGCACAUGUGUGAGCGCACUCGCGGUCAUUGGUGCGUGUCACAACUUUUGAUGGAUUACCCCACUUCUGAGUGCUCAGGUGCGGCUCACUCCUCUCCGUCCACUCGCUAGUGCGCGUCUCUCCAAACCUGUUUGAGUCAAACGGACAGAGCAAAAGCAAAGUCAACAUGUUCUUGGUGUCGUUCUCUGGGGCGCACCUGUGCGGGCUUGCGUCCACGGUGCUGUCCACGCUGGUGGUGCUGAACGCGAUCACGGUGAGAGGAACGAACGCGGCCACCACCGCCUGCCCGACGUGCGGCAUGCCGGCGAUGGAGAAGGGCACGGAGGAACGUUACCUGAUCGAGAUAGCCAAGCAGCAGAUCCUGAACAAGCUUCACCUGCGGGAGAGGCCGAACAUCACGCAGACGGUGCCGCGGGCCGCGCUCAUGACGGCGCUGCGCAAGCUCCACGCGGGCCGCCUCAGACAGGACGGAACGCUGGAACUGGACAAUAACGUGCCAUACACCCGCACGAAUAACCAGGCAUACGAGAUAGUCAGCUUCGCUGAUGUCGAUGACGAGGUUUCUGGCGGCAUCGACAGCAGCCUGUCGUUCCAGUUCCUGCAGGAGAAAGGUCACAGCGUGCAGGUGCUGCAGUCGUCGCUGUGGCUGUACGUGCGUCCGGCCGACGCCCCUCAUCAAGGCGGCCGCGCGAACGCCGAAAUCUACCUGCCGGGGACGAGCGGCGCCAAUCGCACGCUGCUGCUUCAGAGGAGCGUGGACGUGUCGCGGGGCGGAUGGCACACGUUCCCGGUCACCGCCGCCCUGCAGGCCUUCCUGGACGGCGGUCAGCGGAGUCUCCGUCUGGAGGUGCACUGCGAAGACGGCGGACUCAACUUGUGUAGCCGCGAGGCGUCCGGCGACCCGUCCCACCAGCCGUUCCUGGUGGCGCAGGUGCAGCUGCGCGACGACGCCAACAAGCACGCCCUGAGCAAGCGCUCGCUGCGGUGCGGUGAUGACGUGAGCGUGUGCUGCAAGAAAGACUUCUACAUUAAGUUCCGCGACAUACAGUGGCAGGACUGGAUCAUAGCGCCCGAGGGCUACCACAUGAACUAUUGCAUGGGACAGUGCCCGCAGCAUCUAUCCGGCUCGCCCGGCAUCGCCUCCUCGUUCCACGCCACUGUCUUCAGCCAGCUGAAGGCCAACGGCAUCCACACGGCCGUGUCGUCCUGCUGCGUCCCCAUCCAGAGACGACCGCUCUCCAUGGUCUACUUCAACUCGCAGCACACCAUCGUAAAGACCGACGUCCCGGACAUGAUAGUCGAGUCCUGCGGGUGCACAUAAGGAGAACACAAACUCAACAGUACCCCUGUUUAUCAGCUUUAUCAGGGUAUUCUCUAAUCAAGGCUUUCUGUCUAAGCAAAGCGUAUUCGUUAUGGGUUUUUAUAGAUGUUUAAAGAUGUUGAAAUACUCAGGGAAAUCAAAGCAACUGUAAAAGCCACACUUAGGCCUGACUCAGCACGGUUACCCAACAUGACAGGUAAACAUUUAGAUAUUGCCACAUGCCCAGCAAAGGUCCGACAGCAAGCAAGCGAAGUGGUGCGAUGGUAUCUCAUAAAUGUUUUAAUAGUUCUCUCACAACAGUUCUCAAAGCUUACUUUCGAAUGUUUACGCUAAGCACCAGCGAAUGCAACGACAUAUGCAUGCUUGCUUUCUUUUCAAGACGCUUGUUUUGCAUUCAAAGCGAUACGCUUACUUUUAUUUGUGAUAUUAAUAAUACAUUUUAUUUAUACAGCGCCUUUGCAAAAGCGGUAAUCUACAAACAGUACAUGUUGUACAUGUUACAUGUGUAUUUUUGCCAUGUUUUGUGUUUAUUUUGACUGUUUCUUGUGUUGUCAUUUUGUUUAGUUUAAAGCACUUCCUAGAGAUGCAAAUGCAUAGUUUAGGGAAUCUGCAACUGCACUUUAUAUGUUGUUUUGCGUAGUCAAUUCGAAUCAAGCCAUGCAAACCGAUCUACGUGUGUUUUGUUUAUUGUUGCUUUGACAAAAAUGAUACUGUAACUUAUGGCGCAAUAUUGAAGGCUCUUUGAAGGAGCAAAACUCACUGAGAUUAAUUUCUAUAAUUUUUUAAUAAAGGACUAUUUUCUUACAAGCUGGAAAUCUGUACUGUAUUGUACGCUGUAAUUCUGCUGAUGUGUAUUUUUAAAAAUAAACGUUUUAU
Labeo rohita (rohu) is the source of this 2260-nucleotide messenger RNA. Its product is annotated as inhibin beta B chain. Gene Ontology annotation, biological process: SMAD protein signal transduction; BMP signaling pathway. The record is from RefSeq and is a predicted model, not a curated record. Gene Ontology annotation, molecular function: hormone activity; cytokine activity; growth factor activity. Lineage: Eukaryota; Metazoa; Chordata; Actinopteri; Cypriniformes; Cyprinidae. Bases 230 to 1384 code for a protein of 384 amino acids. The transcript is spliced from 2 exons. Gene Ontology annotation, cellular component: extracellular region.